Molecule: messenger RNA, 1779 nt
Organism: Paramecium tetraurelia
Lineage: Eukaryota; Ciliophora; Oligohymenophorea; Peniculida; Parameciidae
Exons: 4
Source: RefSeq, a predicted model, not a curated record
AUGAGUGCUAUUUAAAAUGCUUCUUAAGAAAUUAGAAUUAAUAACCUUCAGACUGAUUUAAAGCAAUUGUCAACAAAUACAAAUUUAUAUAUGCUUUAUUCAAAAGAUGAAAUUGCUUCGUUAAACGAAAAGAUAAAUCACAUAAUUAGUCAAUAAACUCAGAACACUUCUAGCAUAAACACUAUCCAGGAGAAGUUGGAUUAAAGAGUGGAAGAAAUUUUUAUGGAGCAUGAAGCAAGUCUUAUUAAUAAAAUAAAAGGAAUUGAAGAGUAAAAAUUAUUGUAACAUGAGGAAGAAAUUAAAAAGAGAGAAGAAAUGUUCAAUAAAUUUAUGUAGAUGGAUUAAUUAGUAGAUAAAUUGGAUAAAAAAUUUGAAUUAAAGGCCAACGAUAAAUUUAUAGUAAGUACCAUAUAGAACAAUUUAAUAAAUAAUCAAUUGCUUCAACAAACAUUGGUCGAAAAGGCUAUUAAAUUAAUUGAUGAUCUACUAAAACAAAAAAUUGAAGAGAUUCAAAAAUGGACUGAUGAGAAAGUUCAAUAAUAAUAUUACUAAAUAUAAAACUUUUCAACUUAUCUUCGAAAGUCAGAAAGGGUAGUUGAAGAGCUUUAAAGUGCUAUUAUGCUUACUAAAAAUUCUACAAUAGAAUUUGAGAAGUAGUUCACCUAAUAGAUCAAUGAAAUUUCUUAAAAAAACUAAAUAUUUAAGGAAACCGUUUAAAUGCAAACUAAAGGAAUAACUACUCAGAGUACAUAAUUGAAGUAAUAAUUUGAUUAACUAGAAUAAACUAUACAAGGCGAGUUCUAUAAAAUACAAUAGAAGUAAGAAAAUAUUUAAUCUUAAAUUCAAUCUGGGCUUGAUUCAAUGAAUAGCUAUAUACAAUUUUGUUUGAAUAGUUCAGAAUAAAAAAUGCUCACCUAAUAUAGAUAAGAAGAUUAAGACAUGAUGGAAAAGCUUACAAGCUAAUUUGAAAAAUAAUUUAAUCUCAUUCAAGAAAAGACAACCUUUUUAGAAUAGGAAAUAAAUAAUAAGGCCGAAGCUUGUAAUUAGACUAAAGAAAAAUUAAAUAAUUUUUUAAAAGGCUAAUAGGUUCAUUAAAGGUUAUAUCAAAAAAAGGAUGGAAUGCCUCAAUAAAAUUAGAAAUAAAGUACAAAGGAUUAGUUAUUAGUCAUUGACAAUUUAUUUAGAUAUAUUUCAUAGAUAUAUACUUAAAUACAUAAAUCAAUCUAGCUUACAGAGAAUGAUUAAUAUUAAACUAUUCAAGACUCCCGUAGGCAUUCAUAAUCUUAUUCCUAAGUUAUCUUAAUUGCAGAACAAUCAAAUUCAACAUAACAAAUAAAUGUAUCUCCAAAUAAAAGUCCAGAAAGAGUAGAGAAAUUGAUAACAGAAAAAUAAGAUCCAAAAGAAUAAAGAACUUAAAUAUCAUCUGUCGAUCGAAAUUAUGGGGAGACUAAUAAAACUUAUGAUAAAAGUCCAUAUGCAACUUUAGAAAAAACAAACAAAGUAGAAAAAACUGGGGAUGAGAUAUUCAGUGACUCAAAAUUAUAGGAAUCAAAUCGUUAUCCAUUAUUAGUAGUUGGAAAAACUUAAUUAUUGGAUAUAAGACCUUAAUAGGAUCUAAUGUCAUUGUAAUAAAAGGUUAAGAAGGUUCAAGGCAUAUUAGGAGUAGAUUUACUUGGUUAAAGACAGCAUGGUUAUCCUUAUUAAGCUUAGAGAUGCAAUUCAGCUUCUAAAAGACUCCCUAAAAUAAGUUCAAAAAAUUUAAACUUUAGUAUAGAUUGA